Messenger RNA from Ambispora gerdemannii, 1548 nucleotides. The record is from the annotation of a GenBank genome assembly. NCBI's taxonomy places the organism in Eukaryota, Fungi, Glomeromycota, Glomeromycetes, Archaeosporales, Ambisporaceae.
AUGGCUCAAAUUGAAGAGUUGGGGAUUAGCAAUACUGAUAUUAGUGAAGGAGCAGAACACUUACCUGACGAUAUAACAAGAUUAUACUAUUCAACGGAAGCCAGACCUAACAGACUGAAGCUUAAAAAUCCUGCUUGGUUACUAAAUCAUGAAGAUAAGAAAAAAGUUAAAGAAGAAUUUCAAAAUUUCCAAUCGAAUUAUGAAAACUUGGGUAUUCUUUCUUUCGAAGACAGAGAGGUAGGAGUUGCGUUUAAGAUAAAAGUUAAAGAAAGUAAUCCUGCCCCAGUUCUCUCUUCACCCCCCUUAGAAGAAGAAACUAAACUCAGUAAAGAAGUAGUUGAGCAAAUAAAAGAUUUUCCGUCUAAUUGGUAUAAUUUGGGCCCCAAAUUAGAUGCUGAAAGAAAAUUACUAGUUAAGAAAUUAAUACCUAACAAAAAAUUAAGAAAAAGAUAUAAAAUUUAUGGAUUAUGUCUACAGUGCCAUCGGCCGAAAACCGGUGGCAAUUGUGAAAUUGAUAAAUUUAUCCAAGAGACUCAAUUGGAAGCGGUUAACAAUCAGCAAAAACAUAAAAUAGUUCAAUGCUAUGGUAUUUCUCAAGACCCUAGAACCAAGAAUUACAUCAUGGUAAUGCAAUAUAUGCUAGGUGGUAAUUUGAGAGAAUUUUUAAAUAAACGCUAUGAUAGUUUAGAUUUUGAAGAAGAUAAACAAGAUACUGCUAAGAUUCUUGGUAGUUUUAUUACUGAUUUAGGUCUGUGUAGACCAAUUAACGAAAAUGAUAAGGAAAAAAUUUUUGGCGUUUUGCCUUAUGUGGCUCCUGAAGUAUUAAGGAAAGAAUCACACACCCAAUCAUCUGAUAUUUACUCUUUUGGCAUAAUCAUGUAUGAGAUUCUUUCGGGUCUACCUCCCUAUGCUGAUUUAACCUACGAUCAAUCUACUAACUUAGUUUUAAAAAUUUGUCAAGGUUUACGACCUAAUUUAAGCGACGUUAUUGCACCACAAUUAGUCAAAGAUUUAGUCAGCCGCUGUUGGGAUGCCGAUCCUGCUGCUCGUCCUGCCACUAGGAAGAAUGAAACAAAACUUUACCAACAAUUUAAGGAGUUGGAAGAGUUAUAUAAAGAGACAUCAGAAAAUAUUGGGCGAAAAUAUAAAAAUUACCCUUCAGCCAAUUGUAUCAGCCGCCUUUUAGACUUUAAGAGCCUCCCUAAGCCACAAAAUUCUAAAGAAAUUAACAUUAACAAGCAAUUUUACAUUAAUCAGGAAAUAAAACAAAUUGAAGAAAGAUUUGAGUUUCUUAAAAAACCUUUAGAAAAUGAAUUAAAAAAAUUAGUAGAAAAAUUUAUUGAAAUUAAAAAGGAAUCAUUAAAAAACAAAGAAGAUAAACAAGUUAAAAAACAGGCUAGAGAACUAAAAAAACAGUUAGGAGAGAAAGGACUUGAAAAGAAAAUAGAUGAAGAAGUUAUUCGUUGCUGCGAAAAUUUAGUUGAAUUAGAACAGCAACUGGAAAAAGAAGAGUUACGAAUGCAAGUUGAAAUUACUACUAACAAAUAA